Messenger RNA from Adelges cooleyi (spruce gall adelgid), 1350 nucleotides. RefSeq lists its product as uncharacterized. Bases 36 to 1166 code for a protein of 376 amino acids. Lineage: Eukaryota; Metazoa; Arthropoda; Insecta; Hemiptera; Adelgidae. The record is from RefSeq and is a predicted model, not a curated record. The transcript is spliced from 7 exons.
CUACUGAGUAGCGUGUACCUAUACCUGCUGUUAAUAUGAAGAAGAAGAGGAGGCCUAUGAGGUACUUUAAUUUUCCAUAUAAAGAUUUGCAAGAGAGCAGUUCCAAGGAGAGCAGUUCCACCUUUUCAUUAGUCAAGAUUAUUACAAAUGAUAAGCCAGAUGAGCCAAAUGAGCCAAAUGAUCCAAAUGAGCCAAACGAGCAAAACGAGCCAAACGAGCCAAACGAGCCAAAUGAUCCAAACGAUCCAAAUUAUCCAAACGAGCCAAACGAGCCAAACGAGCCAAAUGAGCAAAAUGAGCAAAAUGAUCCAAAUGAUUCAAACGAGCCAAAUGAGCCAAAUGAUUCAAAUGAUUCAAACGAGCCAAAUGUGCCAAAGAGACCCCAGCAAAUCAGGGAGGAAAGGAGAAACAGGUUUAAUGCGAAAUUACGUCGUCUGGUCAAACCGAAAGCCCCGUUGAUGGUGUUCAACGAAUUGUGCAAAGGUACAACCAUCAACGUGUACAAGUGUGACCAAGGACAGUGUGUGUUUAACACUGCCUGCUUCGAGGUGGACGGUCAAGUUUUCAAGGGACGGCACGCGAACAAGUCAAUGGCUAAACAAAAGGCGUGCGAGAAUUAUUUUCGCUAUUUAUUGGAGAAACAAUUGAAUACAAAACUUUCUAACGGCGAUGGUGCUGGGCUAAAUUUGGACGCUGUUUGGUCAAAUAUGCCUGAAAGUGGUCCCACAGAACAUUUCCCAUGGGCUCAUUUCGCUUCGUUGGGAUUGCACAAAUUAAUUAUCAACUGGAAACAACGAGCCGACCAAGACGAAUCAUCACACCAAGCCAAAUCAGCACACCAAGACAAUUAUAGUCAAAGCUUGUUCAAAAUUUAUCCUAUGCAAGGCCAAGUGACUACGAUCAAACAACUGCCAAACGACGCUGCCCAGUACAACCCUGUCGACUUGCUUUAUAAAAAGAUUCCUGAUAUAAUGUUCUACAUAAGACAGGCAGAAGUCACACAAUUCAACAAAGUUCCUCGUUUCGACUGUGUCUCUAUGAUAAACGGCAAGACCUUUAGCUCAACAGGAUUUCCAUCGAAGAAAAAGGCCAAGAGAGAUUGCGCCCUUCAAAUCAUCAAGGAACUUUGGAAAUGUGAUUUGGGGAUCAUCAAAACCGAAUUUUAACUAUAUUUUAUUCCAAACGGCAAUUGCAUUUAAUAACUUAAGAAAAACAAAUGAUAUAAAUUAUCUUCUUUUUUUUGUGUGUGUCCCAAUGCAUUUACUUUUUGUGUGUCCCAUAACUUACUGUGUAUUAUUAUUCUUUUUUUUUAAAUACUUCCAUUAUAUAUAAUAAAUGUAAUAAGUUGAA